UGUCUGUUCCUCCCAAUUAGAACGCAAAAUGAUAGCUCGGUGGCCGGAGUUCUCAAUACAGGGACAUGGACAAGGCUUUCACCGUCCUGCUGAUUGCUGCUCCUCCUACAGCUCACGAAAAAUCCGAUGCGUAUUCAUGGAGAGUUAUUUUGAAACAACCGGUAGUUGUUCCCGGCCUGCUGUCAUCUUCAUCACCAAGAAGGGGAAGAAGGUCUGUGCCGACCCCAGAGAUGAAGGAGUUCAGAAUUGCACGAUGAACCUGAGGCAUACCCUGGGCGGGAGUUUGAGAAACAUAUUGCUUGCGAAGUACAGAUAAUAGGUGCCAGUCACCCACCUCCAUCUGUCUUACAUCACCUCCAAGGAGUUUCUUGGCCUAAAUUAUUUUUUUAAAAGCAACAAUUAUUCUUCUGUUCUGGCGAUAAAAGCUACGCACUGCUAAAAAGUGUCCAAUUUAAUUUUACUUGAACUUUAAGAGGAAAAAGAAACCUAAGAAUUGCUGAG
Messenger RNA from Hipposideros armiger (great roundleaf bat), 501 nucleotides. RefSeq names its product C-C motif chemokine 15-like. The record is from RefSeq and is a predicted model, not a curated record. Gene Ontology annotation, biological process: positive regulation of cell migration; antimicrobial humoral immune response mediated by antimicrobial peptide; positive regulation of GTPase activity. NCBI's taxonomy places the organism in Eukaryota, Metazoa, Chordata, Mammalia, Chiroptera, Hipposideridae. Gene Ontology annotation, molecular function: chemokine activity; CCR chemokine receptor binding. Gene Ontology annotation, cellular component: extracellular region. The transcript has 3 exons. The coding region runs from base 29 to 316 and encodes 95 amino acids.